CCCACGCGGAAAAAGUGCAUUUGCGCCAGUGUCAGUGCCAGGUAACCCGCACAGUCUAACCCCCAAAUCCAACACCCGCCAAGGUUCUUUUUUCCCUAGGCAACACCUGGUUCGUUGGGUCAUAACAAUGUGAUCAGCGAAGCGGUCUGCCCAAUUUUCCUUUUUAGUUUUUUUUCAAAGACCCGAGGUAGCUACCUCUCCCCACUCUUCGGAACCCGUCAAAAGGACCAUGACCUCCCGCCUAGGUGCCGCUGCCGGUGCCUCGUCCUCAUCGUCCUCCUCCGUAACAUCUCCCUCAUCAAUAUCUAAGCGGCCAGGCCAAACAUUGCCCAACCUGCUGACCGCCAACCAACAAGACUCAUUGUCUUCCAGCACUUCAUCCGCACUCGCCACACCCUCGCGGUCCUCGAGCACACCGUCGCCCGCAAAUACAACUUCCUUCGCUGCCUCUGCAGGUCCGGACCGUGUGCGUCGCAUCGAAGAGUUUGAGAUGGAGUCAAUGUCCGCCCCACAGGGGCAUCGGCGGCGGAGGAGUACGCAUACCAGCCCUACCACUAGGAGUCGGGGUCCUGAAGAUCGGAAGCCGCAUGGGGUUGCGGACGAUAGAGAUAACGAAGUCCAGGCCGGAAGACGGUUAGACACGGACGAUGACGACAGCGGCCUCUCGGACGAGGACUUGCACGACGAUGAGGAGGCUGGCUUGACCAGGAAACACAGGGACCGCAAGCGUGAUAAAAGGAGAAGGAACACUCAAUUCGACCAGAGGAUAGUCCGGGGUGGUACCAUAUCCGACGACGAGAAGCGUGAGGCGGACAAAAACGUCAUGCGCAAUCUCGUCAUUAAUGCCGUGCUGAUUGGGUUAUGGUACCUUUUUUCGUUGGGUAUCUCAAUUUACAACAAGUGGAUGUUCGAUUCCAAAGAACUCGAUUUCCGCUUCCCCAUGUUCACAACAUCGAUUCACAUGGUGAUCCAGUUCGCACUCUCGAGCUUGGUUCUAUACUUUUUCCCUUCACUAAGGCCACACAACGGAUAUAAAUCCGAUAUGGGCCAGUCAAGACAUGAAUCCGAGCCUGAAAGACCCAUCAUGACUAAAUGGUUCUACUUGACGCGGAUCGGGCCGUGCGGGGCGGCUACGGGGUUGGAUAUUGGAUUGGGGAACACCAGUUUACGAUUCAUCACCUUGACAUUUUAUACAAUGUGUAAAUCCUCAUCUUUGGCAUUCGUACUCAUGUUUGCCUUUCUUUUCCGCCUCGAGGCUCCCACGUGGCGCCUGGUGGCCAUCAUCGCUACCAUGACGGCCGGCGUCGUCAUGAUGGUCGCCGGUGAGGUCGAGUUCAAAUUGGGCGGGUUUUUCCUGGUCAUCUCGGCAGCCUUCUUCUCCGGGUUCCGCUGGGCUCUGACGCAGAUUUUGCUCCUACGCAACCCGGCAACGUCGAAUCCCUUCUCGAGUAUAUUCUUCCUCGCUCCCAUCAUGUUCCUGACGCUUUUCACCAUCGCCGUGUUCGUCGAGGGCCUCGGGGAACUAGUCGAGGGCUUCAAGGCGCUCGCGGCCGCUAAAGGGGUGCUCGCGGCGCCCGCCAUUGUUAUUUUCCCCGGAGCAAUUGCCUUCGCCAUGACCGUGUCCGAGUUCGCUCUGCUGCAGCGGACUUCGGUAGUGACGCUCUCCAUCGCGGGCAUUUUCAAGGAGGUGGUGACCAUUACGGCGGCAUCACUUGUGUUUGGGGACACGCUUACCAUAAUCAACAUAUCUGGACUUGUGGUUACCAUCGGGGCCAUCGGCGCAUAUAACUACAUCAAGAUCACAAGGAUGAGGGAGGAUGCACGCGCGACAGUGCAUGGAAACCACGGCGCAGGCGGUGAGGGGGCAGGGGUCAACAGCGCCAGUGCGAGUGAAGACGAGGAAGAAGAUGCCACCCUGCUGAUGCAAGGGAGGAGUGAGGAUGGCAAGGGAGGAAGGGCGCUGUUUGACACAGAACAGGAAACGAAAACAAACGUUGUAUUGGGGGCAGGAGGCGCUAGGAGAAGUGCAGAACAUUAGCGAAUUGUUUUUCUACUGUUUUUUUUUCUAUUUCAGGGUUACUUGCCGUUGAGGCUACAUAUAAAAACGACAGGAAUAGCAUUAUCUUGCAUUCACUCUACAUUAC
Pyricularia grisea is the source of this 2144-nucleotide messenger RNA. RefSeq lists its product as uncharacterized. The record is from RefSeq and is a predicted model, not a curated record. Gene Ontology annotation, cellular component: cis-Golgi network; Golgi apparatus; endoplasmic reticulum-Golgi intermediate compartment. The transcript has 3 exons. Gene Ontology annotation, molecular function: antiporter activity. Lineage: Eukaryota; Fungi; Ascomycota; Sordariomycetes; Magnaporthales; Pyriculariaceae. Gene Ontology annotation, biological process: UDP-glucose transmembrane transport. The coding region runs from base 230 to 2038 and encodes 602 amino acids.